AUGGCAUCGAAAUUACCAUCCGUUCUGAGCGCGACAGAGGAAGAGAUCCAGCUCCUCCUCGCUGCCCAAUGCCAUAUUGGCACCAAAAACUGCGACAAGCAGAUGGAACCGUACGUGUGGAAGCGACGUGCUGACGGCAUCCACAUCUUGAACAUUGGAAAGACUUGGGAAAAGCUCGUCCUUGCUGCUCGUGUUAUCGCUGCUGUUGAGAACCCCAACGAUGUUUGCGUUAUCUCUGCCCGCCCUUACGGACACCGUGCCGUUCUCAAAUUCGCCGCCAACACUGGUGCUCAGGCCAUUGCUGGACGCUUCACACCUGGUUCCUUCACCAACUACAUCACCCGUUCGUUCAAGGAGCCCCGUCUCAUCAUUGUCACCGAUCCCCGUGUCGACCAUCAGGCUAUCCGUGAGGCCUCUUAUGUGAACAUCCCUGUUAUCGCUCUCUGCGAUACCGAUGCCCCCCUCAAGUUUGUCGAUGUUGCCAUCCCCACAAACAACAAGACCAGACAUUCCAUCGGUCUCAUCUGGUGGCUCCUUGCCCGUGAAGUUCUCCGUCUCCGCGGCACUAUCUCCCGCUCUACAAGCUGGGACGUUAUGGUUGACAUGUUCUUCUACCGUGAUCCUGAAGAGGUUGAGAAGCAGCAGCAAGAGGAGGCUCAGGCCAAGCUUGCCCUCCAGCAGGGUGAUGUUGAGGCUGCUGCCCCCGAAUGGGAUGUUUCCAGCGGCGCUCCCGGUGCUGUUAAUCCUGCUCUCGUUGGCGAGGGUGGUGCUCUUGACUGGUCCGCUGACCCUCAACCCGGUAAUACUGACUGGUCUACUGAGCCCGCUGCCGGAGGAUGGGGUGCUGAGGCCCCUGCCACCGGCACCGGAGGAUGGGAGUAG
Molecule: messenger RNA, 882 nt
Organism: Psilocybe cubensis
Lineage: Eukaryota; Fungi; Basidiomycota; Agaricomycetes; Agaricales; Agrocybaceae
Exons: 3
Coding region: 1-882 (293 amino acids)
Biological process (GO): cytoplasmic translation; ribosomal small subunit assembly
Cellular component (GO): ribosome; cytosolic small ribosomal subunit; 90S preribosome
Molecular function (GO): structural constituent of ribosome
Source: RefSeq, a predicted model, not a curated record